Messenger RNA from Cyprinodon variegatus (sheepshead minnow), 4198 nucleotides. RefSeq lists its product as uncharacterized. Gene Ontology annotation, cellular component: cell periphery; cell septum. The record is from RefSeq and is a predicted model, not a curated record. Gene Ontology annotation, molecular function: chitin synthase activity. The transcript has 35 exons. NCBI's taxonomy places the organism in Eukaryota, Metazoa, Chordata, Actinopteri, Cyprinodontiformes, Cyprinodontidae.
AUGUCUUAUUUUUUUAAGGUUUGCUGACAUUUGCCUACGGAAACAAAAAUCAGGGUCUAAAGUUUGUCUAGAAGAGGCUGUCAUUCAAUAGAAGAAUUAUCAAGGAAUUGCGACCCUCGCUGAAGCUGUGGAUUAGACCAACCCAAUGGAGGAUCUAAAACACAGGGGGAGGAAGAGAGAGGGAAGGCACAGGGACACAUGGGAUCCAUUCCAACUGAAUCCUGUAGGAGCAGAAAAGGAGAAAAAAAGAAGAUGCUUCCAAUUCGCUCAGUACCUUGUGGCUGUCAUUGUUGGGCUUGCCGUCCUGGCCAGUGCUGUCGUUUCUAAGGGGUCUCUCUUAAUGUUGGCGGCACUAUCCAGUCCAAAGUCAUUCCGUGAACCCGGUGAGCGACAGUUCUACAUGCUGAUGCUGGUGUUCUGCCUGGUCUUCCCCAACUUCUUAGUAUUUUUGAAGUCACUCUGGCGCUGCCUCUUCAAGACAUUUGAAUCACCCAAUAUGAAGACCAUGGCCUUCAUUUGUCUGAUUGAGUGUGUGGUAUCUCUUGGUACCUCAGUAAUGGUCCUCGUAGUUAUGCCUCAGUUUGACGUCCUGACGAAUCUCUUCAUUAGUGGAGGAGUCUGCAUUUUCUCUGCUGUGCUACAGAUCGUGUUCAGAUUGCAAAGGGAAAGUUGGAAAAUUCUGUUCCCGAUCUGCUCCCUCCUUCUCACCACUUCUGGUUACUGCCUGCUGGUGAUGGAUUACUAUGUUCGUAUAAAAUCCUUUGUGGAUCGACAAAAAGAUGAUAGCUAUUUAUACGUGGGCAUAGGGAUUCUUUCUUCAAUCCUCAUCUCAUUCUGCUGGUGGGAAAACGCUGUCCAGGCUAAAAACCGCAUGCAGGAAACACUGAAGGAUUUGGAACGUUACAAGGACUUUGUCUUUGUCAUCAGCAGCAUUUUGAGAGUACUGGUGAUAGGAGCUGUGUACCUCAUCUACCAUGUACUUAUUGCAAAGACAAUUGACUGGCCUAAAUUUAAUCUGGCAGGUAAAGACCAGAAAACCCUCCAAAUAGGCCUUAUUCUCCUUUUCUUACAGGCCUUCUGUUCGGCAGCCUGCCACUGGUUUGGGGUGGUUGCCUGUAAGAUCCAUGCUGUGCGCAUGAGUUUUGCACUGCCACUGUGUGCUACGGGUCCUGCCGUGCUGUUGCUGGGACUGAUACUUUUGCUGACACAAGGACAGAACUUUGUUGACAUAAAGUACAAAAACAUCACUGGUAAUUUCUUCCAAUUUUGUACACAUUUGCAUCUGGCAACGGACAAAAACACAACUAAUGUUCCUUUGUUUGAAAUGACCCGUAGCAUCUGCAGUACUUCACUCAACAGCCACUACUUGCAAUGGCCUACUGCAAUGUUGUUCCUGGAGGGUGUUUGCAUGUGGGCUGGAUUGGUCUCCUGUACCUAUUAUGUGUGGAAGAUCCAGGUUCAGCGAAUUGAGAGAACAUCGCAGCUCUUUGUUCGUCGUCUCUAUGAAUCUGCCUUCAUCGACCUAUCUAUGCUGCUCAACACUAAGAUAAAGCUACCAAAGGCCCAAACAAAUGAGAAGUAAGUCUCAAACCAAGAUGAACUCCAAAGUGUUGUGAUCUAUCUUUGUGCCACAAUGUGGCACGAGACCUAUGAUGAAAUGCUGAAGAUUCUCACUUCAAUGUUCAGACUGGAUCGUUAUCGAGGGGAUCCCAAGGAGGACCACAAGGACAGCUUUGACUUUGAAUGCCACAUCUUUGUAGAUGACGCAUUCAUGACAGAGAAGGAGACAGGAAAACGGCUGGUUAAUGAAUAUGUGAACGACUUGACUCAUGUAGUAACAGAAGUUUACAGGGUGUUCACCAAUAAAGAGCCGGACGAUGUAUCCAUCAUAGACACUCCUUAUGGCGGGAGGUUAAUGUUUGUCCUGCCUGAGGGUAACAUGCUCUAUGUUCACCUAAAGGACAAAUCUCUCAUUCGCAACAAAAAAAGAUGGUCCCAGAUAAUGUACAUGUACUACCUGCUUGGGUGGAAAGGUUAUAUUACCAAGAACCCCCAAAAAAUGCCGCGAAUGGAUGCCGCUAGAGAAAGUCUGAUCUCUAUGGACGGGGAGAUUUUCCUUUUGCCUCAGUACGACAAUGAUAACAAGAGAAGAUUCAUUUCAGAUGACAACACAUACAUCCUGGCUCUGGACGGAGACACAGACUUCCAUCCUAAAGCAGUAGUACUGCUUGUGGACAGGUUGAGAAUGUAUUACAAUGUAGGUGCAGCAUGCGGCAGAAUCCAUCCGACUGGUAUGGGUCCCAUGGUUUGGUACCAGAAGUUUGAAUAUGCAGUGGGCCAUUGGCUACAGAAGACUGCAGAGCAUGUGUUCGGCUCUGUGUUGUGCAGUCCUGGAUGUUUCAGUCUGUUUAGAGGUUCUGCACUGAUGGAUGACCACAUCCUAAAGAAGUACACAACAACUUCAACAAGAGGAGCAGAAUAUGUGCAGUAUGACCAAGGGGAGGAUCGUUGGUUGUGUACCUUGCUGUUGCAACAAGGAUGGCGGGUGGAAUAUAACGCUGCAUCGGAUGCAUACACUAACUCACCACAGGAAUUCAAAGAGUUUUACAACCAAAGGAGACGAUGGGGACCUUCUACACUGGCUAACACCCUUGACCUUUUGCACAGUGGAAGUGAGACGGUGAAGAAAAAUCAGUCCAUCUCAAGGCUUUAUAUCUUCUAUCAGAUGUUUACAGUUGGGUCCUCAAUCCUGGGACCCGCCUCUGUGACACUGAUGGUAGCAGGAGCUUUUCAGUUCAUCUUCAAGAUUGACGGCGCCAUUUCCAUCAUCAUCUCAUGCAUUCCCCCUACCUUAUAUAUCAUCAUCUGCUUUACAACUAAAGCAAAUACUCAAAUAACAAUAGCUGCACUCAUGAGCGUUCUGUAUGCAUUCCUUAUGACUGCAUCCCUCUUCUCCAUCAUUGGUGAUAUGGUGGUGCAGAAGACAUUCUUGACCCCCACCGGUGUGUUUUUGAUCUCAAUGACUAUUAUGUAUCUGAUCACAGCCAUACUUCAUCCAGAAGAGUUUGGGUUGAUUAUCUAUGGGUUGAUGUAUUUCAUCUGCAUUCCCAGUGGAUACCUCCUGCUGACCAUCUAUGGACUGGUUAACAUGAACAAUGUGUCAUGGGGCACAAGAGAAUCCAAGGAAGAAGGAGAAGAAAAGAAACAUCACAGCGUUGUGUGCAACAAAGACUGUAGACUGUGCUGCUGGGACUGGAAGAUUCAGGAUGAUGAUGAUGAUGAUGAUAACCUGAGCCAAAAAUCGUAUUCGUCUGAUUCAUCUAAUUCAUCUCACUCAUCUGAUGAAGUCGAUGGUGAUUUAGAAGAAAUGGAAGACAUUCCUGUCCGCGACUGGGUGGAGCCUGUAAAAGAAGAGUUUAUGAAGAAGCUAACUUAUUUCAACAUGAAGAGAAAUCUUGAAGCACAACUACGAUGCACACUCAACAACAAAAGUCAUGAGGAUUUAUGUGAAGAACUGGUCCUAAUGUUAACAGACACGAUCAAUAUAAAGCUAAGCAAAGCAGGACCGGAAGAUAUUUUGGAUCAAGCUGAGCUUGAUGACUUACAGCAUGAACUCACUAAUCAGGCUCGACGCAUCUUGAAAAAUGAUAGAAUGACUAAAUUAGAAAAGAGAGUGAAAAGAGCUAUAGAGAAAACCCUCAGUGCCCCACAGGUGCAAAGGCUGGAUGAGGGUGAGAAGGACUUCUGGGAUAAGCUGAUCGAACGAUAUUUGACACCUAUCAAUGAUACACCGGAGCACAAGGCAAGAGUCAGCAAAGAACUGAAGUCACUGCGAAACAAGGCUGUCUUCCUGUACUUCAUCAUUAAUGUGCUUUGGGUGGUAGCAACUUUCUUCCUGCAGCUGAUUGGAAACGACAUCAUCAGCAUCAAGAUUCCUAAACAUAUCCCGGGUCAAAAUACUACAGAAUACCUGAAGGUGGAGCCUCUCAGUUUAAUGUUCCUGUUUUCCUUUGCCAUUCUUCUUCUCGUCCAGUUUGUGGCCAUGUUGUAUCACAGGGUGUACACUCUGAUCCAUGUAGUAUCCUACCGUGGCACAGAGAAAGACUACAAAAAGAAAGACGAGGAAGAGGAAGAGGAGGACGCCACUAUUGAGAACCAAUACGCAAAUUCUCUUUACAGCGAGGACUUCCAGCUGUAG